Molecule: messenger RNA, 516 nt
Organism: Aureobasidium musti
Lineage: Eukaryota; Fungi; Ascomycota; Dothideomycetes; Dothideales; Saccotheciaceae
Source: the annotation of a GenBank genome assembly
AUGCAAGAGAUGAAGGCUCAGCCCCCAGGGGUCGAAGCUAUUCGAAGCAAUGAAAGUCGAUCAGACAGCGACGCUGAACAUGAGCGGCCAAUUAACACCUUGGUGAGGCUCAACCUAAGCGCCGAUGAAUCCAUCAAGAAUGUACGACUGAGGCUGCUGCAGGCACGGCCAACACCGCCUCGACUCAUAUCGAUAGACGUUGGCGGUGUCACUGGGACAAGCACGGAGAUGCAACAACAGUCGAGANCAGACCUUGGGCUCGAGCCCAAAAGCAAUUCGGUGCUGGAUGGCAAGCUUUCCCCGGAACGAGUCGAGGCGGUGAAAGGGCGGGCGGGAUUAUUGGUGAGGGGUCGAUGGGAAACUCUGACGGCCAUGCCGCCAAGCGCAGUCGUGUCUCUCCCCUUGUCUCAGUGGACUUGUGGCGUGCAUAGAAUCAAUGCAGCCGGUUGGCGCUCGACCAUGAUGCAGUGUGCAUGCGUUCACAAAGUGGAUCCUCGCUGGGAACACGACUCCAAC